AUGGCCCAUGGCUUGCCGCACCUGCGGACGGCGUGGCAGGUAGAGAAGGCUGUAACUGAGGAGGAGUCCCGGGUGGUUCUGCUUCGCUUCGGGCAUGACUAUGACCCUGAGUGCAAGCUCACAGAUGACAUCCUUUUGUCACUGUCAGAGACUGUGAAGGAGAAGUGUGGCUUUUUCCUCGUGGACACUGACCUGGUUCCAGAUUUUACUCAACAAUAUGAGCUGUACGACCCGUGCACGCUGAUGUUCUUCUUUAAAGGACGACAUCUGCAGCUGGAGCUAGGGUUGGGGGAGAGGUACAAAAUCACUUGGCCCAUCGGCGGUGAGAAGGAUACUGUCAUCGCCUGGAAUCACCUCCUUCAGGAGCUGCUGACAGUGAUAGAAGCCGUACAUCGCGGUGCCCAGCAAGGAAGAGACUUGAUCGUUGCCCCGCAAGACCGUUCGUUGGCGCAGCUCGCCUUCUUGGAGGACGACAAGCUCACAAGUGAUCCAGAAGAGCAAGCACCCCGCGAGCCUCGAGCCCGCGCCGCAUUUCCAGCUGCGCCUGAGGGAGCUUUAGAAAGGCAAUGCCCUGGACGUCCAGACGCUUCUGAGAGCGAAGAAAAAAGAGCGCCAGAGCAGCCACUUGGGAUAGAGAAGUGCGAUGCAGCAUACGAUAGCGCGAUAGCGGCGCUGGCCGAGACCAUGGGUUCAAUGGGGCUCAAUACCUUGCAAGGUUUGAUCCGCAUGGCCCGUGUGGACCAAGAGCGGCAGGCCCAAGAAGCAGCAAUGUUGAACGAAGCCCUUUCCAUUGCGGCAGAAGCCUUCGAGACAGCAGACUUCAACCUGCAUGGCGAGUUGGACCUGCAAUCCUUCAUGCAGGCCCUGGGCAAUCCUAGGGUGGCUGAAAAGGUGUCUCAGGCAACUUCUGUGCCUGCAGAAUGGUUCCUCUCCCUGGAUGUCGUUCAGAUGGUUGAGCUUUUCCAGGACAUUGAUGCCGAUGCCAACGGCAAGGUGUCUUUCAGCGAGUGGAUCCUAGCCCUCCUUCGAGUUCGUCAGGCGAACCACGAGGAGCAGAAGGCAGAACGACAGCAGGAGCUGGCAGCAAUCGAAAGCUUAGUUGAAGAAGCGAUGGAGGAAGGAGACGAAGAUUGGUCUGGGGAGCUUGACUUCCGCGAGUUCAUCGCUGCAUUCCGCUGCAAUCCACGCUUCGUGAGGAAGGUCGCUCUCGCAGCAGACACCUCUGUCGACGAUCUCAAUAGCCUGGCCAGCGAGGACUUGGAGCAGUUCUUCGCUGUCUUAGACACAGACCGCUCUGGCACCAUCUCCUUCGAAGAGUUCGUCAAUGGCCUGCUUGAUAUCCGCUUAAAGCGGCAUGUCUACUCCCAGGAGCAGGCUGAAGCUGAAAACCAGGCGGUCAUCGAUGUGGCCUACUUGGAUGCGCUGGAUGCUUUUAGCCAAGCCGAUUUGGGGGUGACAGGAGAGCUGGACCUGGACGGCUUCCACAAAGCCUUGCAGCAGCCUGCUAUUUUGGAGAAGGUGGCGCUGGCAAGCCAGCUGCCGCCAGAGUUCUUCUCCAAGCUCUCGAAGCAGGACAUCAAGGACAUGUUCGCCCGCAUGGACACUGACUGCUCCGGUGGCAUAUCCUUCAACGAGUGGGUGGCCGCAAUCGUAAACACUCGCCAGGAGGUCUAUUUGACAGAGAAGCUCGAGCAGGAAAAUGCAAUUGCAGCUGUGAUGGGCGAUGCAGCUGCUGCCAUGGAUGAAGUGCUGGAGGACUGGUCCGGCGAGUUCGAGCUUCAGAGGUUUAUCGAUGCCUUUCAGACCAACAAGGCUUUCGUGCAGAAGGUCUCUCAUGCUACAGGCAUACCAGCUGUCGAAUAUCAGCGUAUGCAGGCCGGUGAUCUUAAAGACCUGUUCGACGCUUUGGACAUGGACUUUUCCGGCACUGUGUCCUUCAGCGAGUUCGUGGAAGGAUUAGCUGCCAUCCGCCGGGCCCACGAGGCGGCAAUUUUGGAAGAGGUGCCGAGCCCCACGGAAUCUGCCCACCACAUUGUCAAGGAUGCCAUGGUGCAGAGCGCGCCGACUGGCAUGGACAGCAUCACGCCCACCGGUCUCAAACAGUUGCUCCUGCUUCUGGACGCUGACCGGUGGACACCCGGCAAGCUCGAAAAGCUGAUCGCGGGACUCCCGUGGAAAAAUGGAGCACUACCACUGAGUAACCUGGUCGACGUGUUGUACUGA
This is a messenger RNA of Symbiodinium natans, 2223 nucleotides long. NCBI's taxonomy places the organism in Eukaryota, Dinophyceae, Suessiales, Symbiodiniaceae. The record is from the annotation of a GenBank genome assembly.